UUGAAUAUGGAAUCAAAGGGAGUGGAAUUCGGGCCUCGCCUCAGUAAUGCUGGUCUCUACUACGCUGGAAAAACUGCUCAUAUAGUUGCAACUCGAAAAUACCUUCAGUUGUUGCGGGCCCACUCGUAUGCUACCGAUUGGAGGACUGUCUCAGCUCUCAGAGGGCUUUUUCGAGCCAUGAAAUACACACCUCAGGGCCUCGAUCUAAGCAAACACUUUAAGAAAUCCGACUUUUUGCGAUUGGUCAGUGGAUGGGAGGAAGGAAUCCAACAGGAUGACAAAGAACGGGGACUCUCCUUCGCCUCUCUUUUUGCCCAGGAUAGCAGCGCCUCCUUUUCGACAUGGCUAUACCCAAGAUAUCUCCUGGCGCUCGGGGAGCUCAAACGUAACAAGGCUUUGUGGGCAGAGUGGAAGUCCGCAGAGCAAACAAAAUUUCGACUACAAUUCCCGCCUGCCUUCCGUGGUGAUGAGCAAUCUAGAUUCAGGACUCGGAUGUUUGCAUUUGCUUUCCUUAUUGGAGGAGAUAGACACCGGGCAUUAGAAGUGUUGCAAUCCGUCCUAGAAGACCACGAAGAUAUCUUCAUCCCAGGCUAUCACGAGCUCAUCAAGAAUUGGAACCCCAGCGGAAGAGCCCUCGUCAAUGCCGUAAACAUAUCCAGCGGCGAAUGGCUGCUAGCUUUGAUACACGAUCACUACAGCUUCAACAAUGUAUGGCCAAAUGUUAACCUACUCGAGGUCAUGAGGAGAGCGAUCAGGUAUUUGUCAAAGAAUCCUCUGGAGACAGUGAAUCAGCUUGAUAGAUUUGUUCUCGAGGGGCUGGAAGGCAAUGAUAGGAAGAUGAGACGUGUUGGUUGGGAGAGGAAUCAUAUUGGGCAGGAAGGGCUCUCUAUCAUUGCGGAGGGGGCGACGGAGGCUGAGUACUGGCGGCCGGAGAAGCUCUUUUCUGAGCAAAGGCUGGAGGAUGUGUCGUAAAAGAGCAGUCUACUACACCAGAUGCACACAUUUCGAUCAGUCAGUUCUGUUCAAUAGCAGCACUUAACUUCGCAAUAGCAGCACUUAACUUCGUCCUCGAUUUCUUCUCUGCCCACUAUCUGAAAUCUUGAAGUUCGGUCUGGCUGUUGGGCACGCCGUGAGGGGAUCUCUUUUGGGCAAGAAACCCCCACUCCACACGAAGAAUCCUCGUUGGGCUUCCGGUAGGGCUUCACCAGCGGCGCACACAG
Hyaloscypha bicolor E is the source of this 1220-nucleotide messenger RNA. RefSeq lists its product as uncharacterized. The transcript has a single exon. Lineage: Eukaryota; Fungi; Ascomycota; Leotiomycetes; Helotiales; Hyaloscyphaceae. The coding region runs from base 7 to 972 and encodes 321 amino acids. The record is from RefSeq and is a predicted model, not a curated record.